GAAUGAUGUCUCCCCCACAUCCACCUUCCUUCCCAACCCCCUAGUGCUUACACCUUAAAUCCGCGCUUGGUCAUCCCCCGUUCGGAAGGGCAUCCGGGUGCUUUAAACUUCCAACUCUAGGUAUCUACACUGGGCACACCUCUUUACAAACAGACUUCGCCAUUCCAACGCCGUGAACCUCACCACCAAAACCAAGUCAUAAUAGACCCGGCGACAUGGCAUCCCGGCUCUUUUUCGACCCCGUCGUAGCUCUCCGCGCCGCACCGCUAGUCUCGGCGACAUGCACGCUCCUGUACGCCCGCGACCAGGACUUCUUCCUCCGCAUCUUCAACGAGCCCGGGAACCGAGAAAAAAGUCGCGCCCUCCUCCCCUCGUACUGGAGAAUCUUCUUCCGCCGCGGCGUCGUUGUGGUCGUUGGCUGCUUGGCCGCGACCUUCUGGUCCUCGAUCGCCAACCUCUUCGUCCGCCGCCGUGCUUUGGAGGCCACGCAGUCCUUUUGGUGGUACGUCGCCGGUGCGGCCCUCGCGGCUGGCCACUUGCUCUUUAUACCUGCGGUCGCGCCGUCCGUCAGGGCGAUCUCGAAUGCGGAUAAGGACGGUACCGAUCCUAACUCUGCGCUGGAUGGGUGGCUGGUGAUCAACCGGUUCCGCAUGUGGACCGUUGACAUUGCGGCUUGGGCGGCGUGUGCUGUUGCUGUGACGAGAACAUUGGAGGCUUAAUCAGGAGGGUUUGGUGCUGGUGUGAGAAGAGGAAGCGGUUUUGGUAGGAUAUGCGUUGCUAAAGGUCGAUGGGCUCCAAGUAUAAGACUGACUUCAUGUCUAAUAAACCCCGAGCAUAGAAUAGUACUUAAGUUUCUUAAGGCAUCAGAUUUCACUCUGAUUUAC
Chaetomium fimeti is the source of this 884-nucleotide messenger RNA. RefSeq lists its product as uncharacterized. The record is from RefSeq and is a predicted model, not a curated record. Bases 216 to 719 code for a protein of 167 amino acids. The transcript has a single exon. Lineage: Eukaryota; Fungi; Ascomycota; Sordariomycetes; Sordariales; Chaetomiaceae.